This is a messenger RNA of Exserohilum turcica Et28A, 1893 nucleotides long. RefSeq lists its product as uncharacterized. NCBI's taxonomy places the organism in Eukaryota, Fungi, Ascomycota, Dothideomycetes, Pleosporales, Pleosporaceae. The coding region runs from base 1 to 1893 and encodes 630 amino acids. The record is from RefSeq and is a predicted model, not a curated record. The transcript is spliced from 7 exons.
AUGCCCAAUUCAUGGAGAACUGGUGAAAAGGGCGUGCGCCAGCCACGCAUCGCUAAUUGCUCAGGGUAUCAUGGCGACGAUCCAAAGGAGAUGUUGAAGCAGGCUACGAAAGGGGACGUAGAUUUCAUCACAGGCGACUAUCUAGCUGAGAUGAAUAUUGCAAACAAUGCCCAAGCCCAUGCUCGUGGCGAACAUCCGGGCUAUGAGCAGACUGCUUGGAUGGGUAUUCAGCAAACAAUUUCAGUCAUCAAUGAAAAAAGAAUAAAAGUUGCAAUCAACGGUGGCGCCCUGAACCCGGAGGGAUUGGCUUGCAAGGUCGCAGAGCUGGUCGAAAGUAAGGGUUACGACCUCAAAGUCGCCUACGUAUCAGGGGACAAUGUCCUAUCAAAGAUCUCUAAGAUUAUGCCUGGUUCUGAAGAUGAGUGUCUGCCCCACUUGGACUCCGAUAACAAGCACGUCCACCGGAGCCAAGAGACAUAUCUCUUCACACGCAUGCAGAAUCGCCCUGAGAUUGUCUCAGCAAACGCCUAUACAGGUGCCCGAGCAAUUGUCAAGGCGUUUGAAGAAGGAGCCGACAUAGUCAUUUGUGGACGCGCGUCAGAUGCGAGUCCAGUCAUUGCGGCUGCGUGGUAUUGGUGGGGCUGGUCUUCUUCCGAUUACGACGCUCUAGCGGGCGCUCUUGUCGCCGGACACUUGAUCGAAUGCUCAGCAUAUGUUACGGGUGUAAAUUUUGCAGGAUUUGAUCGCUACGACAUGGAAAACUUCAUUGACCCCGGUUUCCCCAUUGCGGAGAUUGCCAGAGAUGGUAGCUGUGUGAUUACGAAGCAUCCAAAUACGGGUGGCAUGGUCACUGUGGACACAUGCAAAUCCCAGCUGGUCUAUGAGUUGCAAGGUAACAUCUAUCUGAACAGUGACGUCAAGGCCUAUCUUGACGAUAUUGAGAUGCAGGAAAUUGGUAAGGACAGGGUCCAAGUCCGCGGGGUGCGAGGUGCUCCUCCACCUCCGACUACAAAGCUUGCGAUAUUCUAUAAAGGAGGAUACGAGAUGCAAUUACUGGUGAAUGCCACUGGAUAUGCGGUUGAACAAAAGUUCAAUUUAUUCAAACGCCAAAUCGAGUACUUCGUGGGUAAAGACAAUCUAGACAAACUUGACACAUUCGAUUUACAAUGUAUUGGAAACCCUGGUUCAGAUCCCAGGAAUCAGAACGAGAGUACUGUGUAUUUUAGAGUUUUUGCCCAGGCCGGAGAUGCUGCGACACUUGAUCCACUAAGAAAGUUGUUACUCAAGAUCUCUCUCAAACAUUUCCAUGGAUAUCAUAGUUCGCUUGAUCAUCGAACAUCGAUCCCGCGUCCCUACCUGGCCUACUAUCCAGCUUUAUGGUCUCAGAGCAAGAUAAAUGAAAGCGUCCAUUUUGUGAAUAAAACCGGUACUUUUUCAAGUAUACCAUGUGUACCUCUCAGCAAAUCUGAGCCACUGGAACAGAGGGCAUCAUACGACACUUCGGAUCCUAUUGAGCUUACUGGUCCGUUCCGAAAACUUCGAUUGGGAGACGUCGCUCUUGCCCGCUCAGGCGACAAGGGGGCUAAUCUCAACUUCGGUGUCUUUGUCGACUGCAAAGAAAAAUGGGAUUGGUUGAGAACAUAUCUAUCACGAGCUAAAGUGAGCGCAAUGCUUGAACAAGAUAUGCAACCUGAUUACAGCAUUGAGCGGGUUGAGUUCCCCAAAUUGUACGCCGUGCAUUUUGUUGUGUAUGGCAUUCUUGGAAGAGGCGUUAGCAGUUCUAAGCGCUUGGAUCCGUUGGCAAAAGGUUUCGCGGAUUACUUCCGGGACAAACUGGUUGAUUAUCCCGCGAGCCUUAUUCGACUUGAGGCUCGAUCAAACCCGCAUCUCUAG